AUGUGGACCAAUUUUGAGCUCGUUUCGUUCGAAGAUGAAACGUUAAAUAGUGCAUUUUGCACCAACGGUCUAUUCCGGAUUUCCAGUGAGGAGCUGGUGGAGAAAAAUCCCUGUAUUACUGGAAUAUUGCAAAACCGGCGAUUGAUUAUUUCUAUCGAUAAGACCCUGGUUCUGUUUCAGGACGAAAACCGUUGUAACGAUGCAAGGUUUUUGGACGUUUCCUGCAAUAUCGAGUGCUUUGCCAGUUCCGAUAGCGGUGAUCUAAUUUUGUGUGCUUUGUCCAAUGGAACUAUUGUUGGUUUUCAUGUGGGAGGAUUUAAUUUGUUCAGCUUAACCAUUCAUUCCGACGAUUAUAACCCGGAUAACACUUUUGCCGAGAUUCGUCAAAUGAAUGGAAGCUUCUUUGUUCAGUGUCGCCGCGGUCCAGUGUAUCACAUUAUGGUCGACGAAGACAAAGUGAACGAAUCAAUGAAGCAGUUGGACUCCAGUAAUUUGGACGUAACGCUUAACUUGGACGAUUGUGUUGUUAUCAAUCGCAUAUUGGAAAAACAUCUGCGCGAACUGAUUACCAGUUUCGUGCCGAUGCUGGGGUACGAUCUAGGAAAUGACGUAUCAUUUCCUUCUAUUGUUUGCACCAGCAAUGAAUCUGUGUACUUUCAAAGAACGAGUGCUUUUGAAAAGUUUCCUCUGAAACCGGAAUAUCGUGGAAUCAAAAAGAUUUUCAAUCUUUUCCGUUGUCUUGUAGGUCUAACUUAUAGCGGCCAGUUGGUGGAGAUUUGUCCAGUCGUAAAACUGGCGUGGGAAUUGGAAGUUCCAUAUAAAAUAGAUGAUUUCAUUAUUAUGGAAUGUACCGAAGAAACAGUAGAAUUGCUUUUGUUAACAAAACCAGAUGUUAACGGAGUCAGAUCGAUGAAAAUUGUGGACUUUCCCUCGAUGGAAUGCAAAUAUGAUCUGGAGAUGGCCGAGCACGUGUGGCUGGUUCAACAACCAAAAAGUGCGGUCAAUAUUUAUUACAUCACUGGCAAUGCCAAAGAUAAACAGCACGUUCAAGAAAUCGAAAUGAAGAUAUUAUCAGAAACGCAACCGUCCCUGAGAUUAGAAAAACUCAUACGCACAGGACGAUUGGACGAAGCCGAAGACUUUGCCAAACAGUUCGAUCUUAGUUUGCAGAUUAUUUAUCAAGCGAAAGUUCGAUUGCUCCUAGCACAGAUGGCUAGCAAUCGGCAUGUUUCCGACGGAACGCAUCAGCACACAUUUGACAGUUUGAUGGAAAUUUUAAAUGUGAUUGAAGACCCCGCCUUUUUUCUCUCCAUUAGGCUAGCUGGCAUUCCUGAAAGAAAUAUGAAGAAACGAUUUCUGCAAUUUUUACAACAGAAAAUUGACAAAAAUCGCCCAGAAAUUGCCGAUAUUACGGAACAACUGCUUCGUUUGGAUACUCUAAAACUAAUCGACCCGUACGAGGUAGAUGCAGAAUGGCAAAACUUUAUUUUUCAUCAAAACCUUACUAAGCAUUGCAUCGAACUGUUCAAAACCGAUAUGCAGGCAGCAUGUUUGAUCUGGUCCCGCCACAUCUCGUCGUUUAUUUUGCACAUGGACUCGCUGAAAAUAACGAGUCUGCUAAAAUCUAUACCUGAAGGUACCCCACCAUUGCAGCUGAUCCAGUGGCUAAUGCAUUUCGUGCCUCCAAUCCUGCAACAUCUACCCCAAAUGAUGCGUAUUCUUGUAACGUUUGUAAUUGGAAAAACCAAAGCGCUGCAAUUUGCUCCUUUCUGGCCGAAAGUAGGACUUACCUUCAUCGAUGAUGUUAUUGCAAUUUUUAAGGAUGUAAAAUUCCCUAUCAUGGAUAUGCGAUUGCAGUAUGAAACUAACAUGGAAGAGAUGGAGAUGCUUAGUGAUACGCUCAAAGAUCUCACGUUAUUAAAGGAAAACUUCAACCUUACUGCCAACAUUGACAACUAUCUCCAGGAAACUAAAGAACACACCGCCUUCCGGUUGCUGCAGACUGUACAACUUUCGAAUCUGAAACGAAUCGUGACUGAGUUUCUGUACCCAAUGUUCGUCGGCCAAGAAACUCAGCUACAAAAAUCCAUUACGCAAUACAUUCAAUUUCUGAUAUCCAACCAAAACAUUAGCUACUGGGAGGAACGAUGCAUCAUUCUGGUUGAGGUACUUCACAACGAAGCCGUAAAGUUGAACGUUAUAUUGGACAUCCUGAAGUCAUCUCCUGUGCCGUGGUCCAAAACGAUUACUCCAUUAGUGAAGUACGCUAAUUCCGAUCAUCCGAUUGCUGCGCAGAUAUUGCUUGAGCAACGUACACAGGUAGUUAAAAUCAUAAAAGUGAAAUACGGAUGGGCAGCAAAGAGCCAAGGGUGUUUACGAAUGUUGGCUAAUCGUGUGCUAAAGAUGCGCGAUGCUAACAUGCUACAGGAUAUAAAGGAAUUAACUGAGUCGGCUCCCGAAAUCGCCUAUGCGGUAGACAUGAAUGUGAUGUUACGGCUGGCAGAAUAUGGAGAAUUUUUAGCGGCUGUGCGCUAUAUCGACGACUUGCCGGAACAACGCAAGCUUGAUUGUAGCCGUUCCGUGGUGGAAACAAUUAUGCACAUGCUUGAUGAAAUUACCGGUCUCGAGACGUACUUUGAAAACUAUAUUGAACUGCUACAUUUACUGAAAUCACGCUGUCCUCCCAUGAGCCAGCUGGAAAUACAGGAAAUACUUUAUAUAGUCAACCUUCGUAAGGAAUUCAAACUAGAGGUUCGUCGAGAUAACUUUAUCGAUGCAGGCGGUCGUCAGCAGCUUUUGCUUAGCGGCAUUCAAAAUUUACUGUUGCAUAUUAAUAGUGACCACGUGAAUUUUCUGCCUGCAUUAUUCGGAGGAAUCAAACGGUUGACAGAGGCACUAGCUUUUGACUUGCUGACCGGAAUAUAUGAAGUUUUGAAGUUGGUUGGAAAUAUUCACCUCAGUUGUGCGGUUCUAGCAAGAGUAGCAGAAAUGAUUGAACUGGACAGUGGUACGCAUGAAAAUUUACAUCGUUUGAUAGCUUUGCUUCUUACGCAACAAAUACAGUAUUUCGCCGAAUCAAAUACCAGCUGGGAACUAGAUCCAUUGACAUACCCUCUGGCUGAUAAAUUAUUAAGAAGUUGCUACAAAGAAUCGACUCUCAGUGGAAUCGUAAAACUAGAACUGUUACGGUGGGUUCAAUUGGGCAGUCAGUAUUAUGAGAUAGAUGUACUGGAAGAAUACAGAAAAAGACCUACUCUGCCAGAGAAAAUAUUUACGAAAAUGUUUGCCAUAACUAAUGGCAAAAAUGAUUCGAUGAGAAAAAGCUACAAACGAGAUUCCCUCUCAACCUUCGAUAUCGUUCACAUUAACGAUGAUGCCAUGGAAGGAAUCAAACAGCUGGACGAUCAGGAAACAACUAUCAAAUGCAUUGGACAAGCUCUGCAGGUGGUAGUUAGAGCUUUCAAAUCGGACCAAAUGGAACCACCACGACGUUAUUUGCAUGAACUAAUGUCGCCCAUCAGUCUGGAUGACAUUAAAAUGGACUUUCAAGUCACCCUAGAAACGUUGAUAAAACAUAAAAAGUAUCCAGCAGCUGUUCAGUUAGUUCAAUUGGUUCUAUCCUAUGAAAAGGAGACGGGGGUAAUAAUUCCUGCGGAAUUUGCUGAGAAUCUUAGACGGAAAUCGCUGAAAUACUUUUUAUCGCAAAAAGAACCGGAUUACAGCAUGGCCGUCUUCGUUUUGUUCCAAUGCAUUCAUAAAGAUAAGUGUUUAGAAUAUUUACGUUGCAAUAUGGUAAAUGAAUCCCAGAGAGCAGCGUUCCACACUUUACUGGAAUUUUACUAUAUUAAUAUUGGCGAAAUGGAACGAGCUGUGCAAGAGCGUGGCAAUCGGAUGCGCUUUAAAUUCUUCUACGAGCUGUGUAAGUUAGAUCCAUCUCUAAAAUCCAAAAAGACGCUGUCUUUCCACAAUAUUAUUGAUCUGACCAAGGAAAUGAAAAGCAAAGUGCUCAGCAUAGAACUGCUUCGUAAAAUGAGUGAAAAUUUCUCCUGGGAUUACCAGCAAGUCUUAGUAUCUCAGAUUAUAACGAUACUGAGUUUACAAGAGCUUGAGUUUGAAGUAACCCAAGACAAUUUUGGCAAGGAGCUCAUAACCAUCAAAACAACAGUGGAAGGUAUCCUAAAUCAAUGCCAACCGUACAUAAAUGAAGUGACAAACCAUGUACUACUCGCUACACGGUUGACAAAAUAUCUGGAAGAAAUGAACUACUAUUUCUACGAAAAGUUCCUUUGCGUGCUAAAUAUUUUCUCUCAAAUCAAUCAACUGCAGGAAGAAAUGUCCCUAUGGAAGAAAAUACUGGACUAUCUGAAAGAUGGUCUGACCAUCAAACGAGCUCAUCGCGCCGGACAAGUUGAACUUGACGCGUGGCUCAAGGUUCAUCCCGAUGGCGGAAUGUUACCGAAAAUUGCAAAAUAUCGUCUUCCCUUCAUGCUACUGAUCCGUCACCCGUUGAAGACUCUGCUGAAAGAAGAAAUUACGAUCGAUAACUACAAGAAACUGCUGGUGCUUGUACAGUUGAAGGCUCGGCUCGAAAACAUGGACCCGAUUGACCUGCAGGACUACUUCUGUAAGGCAGCUGUAAUCAAUUCGAUCUCUGAGUAUAAGAUUCAAGCUGAUGAGCUAACACCAGCCAGGGGCUGGCAUUUGCAUCCUGUUAAUAAUGCGUUUCUACAAUCGAUCCUUCGAGUGGUCGAUUGCGUGUCGGAUCUGUUGUCGAAACUUUUCAUUCUGUACUACGUUACAAACAAUGCACCGGAGGGUGCCGACCAGGUGGAAGCAGCCUAUGAGUGUUACAAAUUUGCGAGCCAGAACGAGGACGCACUGUCCGUCAGUGUCGAUGCAAAAGACAAAGUGGAGAAAAUUUUUCGAAAAUAUCCCAUUUUUAAAACUCAACAUUUGCUGCUACAGUAUGGUGUCAACGACGAAAAGCUAUUGGCUUUGGUGAAAAAUCCUCAAGAGCUAAUUCAUGCUCUCUACAGCGAAACACUGCAGCGGAAAGUCGACAUUAACAGUUUGGUUUGCGAAAUCUCGAAACUACACCAGAUAGACAUCGAUGCCAUUCAGGUGACUUUGAUUCAGAAAUGGCUCUCGAUUUUCGGGUCAGCCAACGAUUCAAGUGAAAAUAUGGAAGAAACUUUGUAUGAAGAUCACAACAUGGAAGAUGACUCUCUGGCAACUACGUCCGCCGAUGAGUACGUCGCAAGGGCUCACUACAUUCUGAAAAGCUGGGAUAGAGAGAAGAGUGUCCAGUUUCUCAUAUCGCAGCUUUGUACAAAUGAUGCAAACAUAGAUGCUAAGAAACAGCUAAAAAUCUAUGAUUGCUUCAGCAAGCUAAUUGAUGAUCACUGCAUGUCCUACGUACACGUGUUCAAUCCAAGCCACUACAUUGUGUUGAAGUGCAUCUACUUCCUCAAAUCGCUCGGCUUCAACAAUCUCACCAUGAGCAAAUUUGAAGAAACGGAAAAAAUGAGCUUGCUUAAACGCCUUUGGCAGUCGCAUGCAACUAACUCAAAGGGUCUCGAAGUAAUCGCCUAUAUUUGCUUAGGCUACAACAUUUUUGUACCUCAGAUCUGGAACGGUCUCCUAAAACAAAUGGCUCGCACUAACAUGGUGUCCCAUCUGACAAUGCUGCUGGACAUUGUGUCCGCGCAUGAGCAGCUCAUAACACUGGAAGGCUAUCGGAUGGCUUGGGAAACGAUAAUCAAAGCACCGUUCCGGAAUGCUAGCCGUGUGCGGUCCAUCGAUGAAGAUGCGGUUCUGUCCAAAUCGUUGAUACUACUGCAAAAGUGCCCAAUAUCGGCCUCGCUUAAUCUGCUAGAUAUUGCCGAAGUCUGCAUCAACGUUAACCGUGUCAGUAUGGCUGCGAUAUUGCUUCCAUACGCCAACGAGACUCAGAAGGACCCUCUUAAAAAGUUGAUCUUCAACAAUAUGGAACCAACUUUGAGACAGCAAAUCCUAGAUCUAGAGGAAUUUGGAAUUGCUUCAGUGGUUACACGAGCUGUGUUCAGUGAACUUAAUUUAAACAAAGACAGCAGAUCUGAAAUUUAA
Sabethes cyaneus is the source of this 6105-nucleotide messenger RNA. RefSeq lists its product as uncharacterized. The record is from RefSeq and is a predicted model, not a curated record. The transcript has 10 exons. NCBI's taxonomy places the organism in Eukaryota, Metazoa, Arthropoda, Insecta, Diptera, Culicidae. The coding region runs from base 1 to 6105 and encodes 2034 amino acids. Gene Ontology annotation, molecular function: small GTPase binding. Gene Ontology annotation, cellular component: RZZ complex; kinetochore microtubule; cytoplasm. Gene Ontology annotation, biological process: mitotic sister chromatid segregation; mitotic spindle assembly checkpoint signaling; protein localization to kinetochore involved in kinetochore assembly.